AUGGCCGAUCUGCUUCUCGGUACAUCCCCGAUACGCCCGAUACACAGCAGCAGCAACUCUCCGACAUCACCCAAGCGACCAAAGAGCUCGUCGUCUUCUCAGCCUCUGCCGUAUGUCGACCGGACGCUCCUGAGGACCGUCUCCAAGACGGUCAAGGGGGCGGCCAACCUCUUGCGAUCUUGGAAAGAUGGCAUGAGUAACGAUGAGAGGGAGCAGGCGAGGCUGGUCGAGGAAAGGAAAAAGAUACUCUACGUGCGCAUGAAGAGUGCUGAAACAUUGAAACAAUGGCAAGCUGCGGCGCAGGAACUCGACGCUCUCGAAGGCAACGAUGAUUGGAAACAGGAUCCAGAUAGCGGAGACUACAACCCCAAGCUCAUUGAGGAGCGACUUCGAGCGCUCGACGAGGCCCGAGAGAGCCACGAUAUCCGCACCAUGAUGCACCUCAUCCGAACCUCCCUGUCACGCGAUCUCGGCGGGAUGGGAAACGUCGAUCUCUACCGACAUUCUUACCUUGGCACAAAGACGUUGAUCGAACGCUACGUCGAAUCGACAAUCGAAACCAUAGAUGCCGCCAUUGUCCACAAUGCGACGGACCAGGGCAUCGCACACAAGGAUCUGCUCGAGGGCAUGUUGCUUGCGCGCCAGAGCUUUGGGCGAAGUGCUCUGUUAUUAUCUGGGGGCGGGACGUUUGGCAUGGCGCACGUCGGCGUCCUCAAAUCUUUAUUUGAAAACCAACUUCUUCCCAGGAUUAUAUCUGGCGCCAGCGCUGGGAGCAUCGUCUGCGCCGUCAUGUGUACGAGAACGGACGAAGAGCUUCCACAGCUAAUCAAAGAGUUCCCAUAUGGAGAUUUGGCUGUUUUCGAAGCUCAAGAUAACCAAGAUGGCCUCCUGGACCACUUUCGCCGCCUAUUGACGGAAGGCUGCUGGUCAGACAUUGCCCACCUUAGGAGAGUCAUGAGGGGAAUGAUGGGCGACAUUACGUUCCAAGAGGCGUACAAUCGCACACGCCGCAUCCUCAACAUCUGUGUCUCCAGCGCAUCUGUAUACGAGCUGCCGCGGCUACUCAACUACGUCACUUCGCCCAAUGUCAUGAUCUGGUCUGCCGUGGCAGCAUCUUGCUCGGUGCCUCUCAUCUUUAACGCAUCGCCAUUGCUCGUCAAAGACCCCAUUACAGGUGAGCACCGUCAGUGGAAUCCGACGCCACAAAGGUUUAUUGAUGGCUCGGUGGACAACGAUCUUCCCAUGACACGUCUCGCGGAAAUGUUCAACGUCAAUCACUUCAUCGUAUCUCAAGUGAAUCCUCACGUCACUCCGUUUCUCUCCAAGGAUGAUCACCUAUCACCCGAAAACAAGCCUGCCAUCAAGAGUGCCAGUACUGGCGAUGACACGGACUGGCUAUAUACGUGCACGUCGCUGGCCAGAGACGAGGCUCUCCAUCGAUUACAGUUCAUGGCCGAGAUGGGCUUUUUCCCAACCAUGAUGACAAAGUUCCGAAGUGUCCUCAGUCAAAAGUACUCUGGGAAUAUCAACAUUCUCCCCGACAUGUCGCUCGACAACCUUCCGGUGCUUCUUAGCAACCCCUCUGUUGAUUUCAUGUUAAAGUGUUGUCUUGCUGGUGAAAGAGCAACUUGGCCAAAGCUUUCCAGGAUACGUGACAGCUGUGCCAUAGAGCUGGCGCUAGAUCGCGCAGUGCACCGACUUCGGACAAGAGUCGUCUUUUCAGAGAGCCAGAGUAAUCUGAGAAGUCUUGUUUCAUACAUGGGUAGCCUGCGGCAGCAUAAGCAUGACCAGGCAUUCGAUCAGCCCAAUCUUGGAUUGCCGGUUGCCAGCCAUGGCCAGAAGCGUCAGCGGCGACGUUCUGGUGGCAGCCUUCGCAUGCUGCCAGGAGCUGGGCUGGCUCUGGAAAGUGACAUUACAGACUCGGAUACAGCUGAAGAGGAGCGCCUUGAGAUUGCCUCGAGAGGCCGAGGAUUCUUGGCUCCUAAUCCUCUUCGCAAGCCGCAGUUGAAAAGGUCAAGUAUGAGUCAAACCCAUGUGCCUCAGCUCGCUGCCGCUCAAUCUCGCUCCCAGCCAAAUCCAAUAUUCAGCUUUUCCAAGCCCUUGACUCCUCCACAAAGCGUGAAUGGAGAACUGGAUACUGCUAAAUCCGCAAAUCACGUUCCUCUCAAACCAAGGGAGCCGGUACCAUUUGACGACAGCAGGGGUGACCUGGCAGUACCAUUGUUGGGCACUGUGAUAUCUCCAGUCGAUGAAAUGGAGACGAGCGAACCAAACCACACAAGCGACACAGAGGUGGAGUUGGUGACGGAAGAAAGUGAUCCAGAU
This is a messenger RNA of Trichoderma atroviride IMI 206040, 2325 nucleotides long. RefSeq lists its product as uncharacterized. The record is from RefSeq and is a predicted model, not a curated record. Gene Ontology annotation, molecular function: triacylglycerol lipase activity. Lineage: Eukaryota; Fungi; Ascomycota; Sordariomycetes; Hypocreales; Hypocreaceae. Gene Ontology annotation, biological process: lipid metabolic process.